AAAUAGGUCAUUUUUUAAAAGAAAUUUGGAUGAAAGAAUUAGUUGAUAACAAAGAAAGAAAAAUUGAUAUCAGGCCAUAUAUAUCAAAGGCUACACUUGAUAUUAUCGGAAAAGUUGGCUUCAAUUAUCAAUUUAAUUCUUUAACAUCUGAAAGCGAACUUGCAUCAGCCUACCAUAUGCUUAUUAUUAAUAAUACAGGGAAAUUAUUGAAUAAUAUCUUUGGUUUCCUCUCAAAUUAUUUUCAAAUGUUCCAUAAACUUCCUCUUAAGUAUAAUUAUGUAAUAAAAGAAGCAUCAAAAAUUAUUGAAAAAGAAUCAUCAAAGUUGGUGAAUGAGGGUUCAGAAAAGGCCAAACAGGGAAAUUUACAGGGAAAUGAUAUUUUAUCUGUUUUGAUAAAAAAGAAUGAAGAAGAAAAAGAUAAUGAGAAAAUGUCUUUUGAUGAACUUAAAUAUCAAAUAAUGACAUUCCUUGCAGCAGGUCAUGAAACGUCAA
Messenger RNA from Diversispora eburnea, 492 nucleotides. The record is from the annotation of a GenBank genome assembly. Lineage: Eukaryota; Fungi; Glomeromycota; Glomeromycetes; Diversisporales; Diversisporaceae.